Cucurbita pepo subsp. pepo (vegetable marrow) is the source of this 1846-nucleotide messenger RNA. RefSeq names its product carboxyl-terminal-processing peptidase 2, chloroplastic. NCBI's taxonomy places the organism in Eukaryota, Viridiplantae, Streptophyta, Magnoliopsida, Cucurbitales, Cucurbitaceae. Gene Ontology annotation, molecular function: serine-type peptidase activity; protein binding; endopeptidase activity. Gene Ontology annotation, biological process: proteolysis. The record is from RefSeq and is a predicted model, not a curated record.
AGUCGUAUCAGUCGUCAGAAAUGGUGGUGAACGUUCAGUAGGCUUCUGCCGCCGGGGCUCUUACUGCCGAUGGAGUUCCUUUCGAGCUGCGCUUCUUCUUCGUCCUCACAGCGUUUCGCUUUCUUCAAUGUCCAGCAUCAAAAUACUCUUAGUUCUCGCGCCACUGUAAAGUCGCAGGUAUUGCCAUGGAACUUUUCUGUGGUUGGUCUUGGUCGAUCGACGAGGCUCAGUGCCGAUGGUCGGGAGAGAAUUUUGGGCUGUAAUUGUGGAUCAAAUCGUGUUUUGUUGUUUCGCCAGUCUUGGAGAUAUCGUUCCUGUUUGGCUUCUUCGUUUGAUUUGAUAUCCUUGAAUUAUCUGUAUGUGUUCAAUUGGAAUAUAUACCAGGUGAAUUUCCGAAGAAUCAGGAGUUCUUUGGGAAAAUUUAGACAGCGUUUCUCUGUAAAACUUGCUCGAGUGAUGGUCUGCGUGAUGCUAGUAAUGUCAGUUUCUUCUACUUUUGGCGGCACUCCAUCACAGGCCCUCACUGAAGAGAACCUACUGUUUUUGGAGGCGUGGAGGACAAUAGAUCGUGCAUAUAUUGAUAAGACCUUUAAUGGGCAAAGUUGGUUUCGUUACAGAGAAAAUGCAUUGAGAAAUGAACCCAUGAAUACGCGAGAAGAGACCUAUACUGCAAUAAAGAAGAUGCUCGCGACUCUUGGUGAUCCCUUCACUCGAUUUUUAGAACCUGAAAAGUUUAAAAGUUUGCAGUCUGGUACUCAAGGUGCUUUUACAGGUGUAGGACUGUCCAUUGGUUAUCGCACCAAUGUAGAUGGACCUGCUGGGCUUGUUGUCAUUUCAGCUGCACCAGGGGGCCCUGCAGAAAGAGCUGGUAUUACUUCUGGUGAUGUUCUUCUGGCAAUUGAUGAUACUACCACAGAAUCCAUGGGCAUAUAUGAUGCGGCAGAGCGAUUGCAAGGACCAGAAGGAAGUUCUGUGCAAUUGACCGUUCAAAGUGGCCCAAGUGUAAAGCAUCUUGAUUUAGUGCGAGAGAAAGUUGCAAUAAAUCCAGUGAAGUCCAGAAUCUGUGAGUUGCCUGGCUCAGGGGACAACUCCUCUAAGAUUGGUUACAUCAAGCUUACGUCAUUUACUCAAAAGGCAUCUGGUGCUGUGAAAGAAGCGAUUGAUUAUUUAAGGAGUAACAAGGUUAAUGCCUUUGUACUUGACCUUCGGGAUAAUAGUGGUGGUCUUUUUCCAGAAGGAGUUGAGAUUGCCAAGAUUUGGUUGGACAAAGGCGUUAUAGUGUAUAUUUGCGAUAGUCGUGGUGUCCGAGAUAUAUAUGAUUCAGAUGGAAGUAGCUCUAUAGCAGCUUCAGAACCUUUAGCUGUGUUGGUGAACAAGGGAACUGCUAGUGCUAGUGAAAUACUAGCCGGAGCAUUGAAGGACAACAAGCGUGCUAUAUUAUUUGGAGAACCAACCUAUGGGAAAGGCAAGAUUCAGUCAGUCUUUAAACUAUCAGACGGUUCUGGCUUGGCUGUGACAGUGGCUCGUUACGAGACACCAGCUCACAUCGACAUUGACAAGGUAGGAGUGAUUCCAGACCGUCCGCUACCAGCAUCAUUCCCAAAGGAUGGAGAUGGUUUCUGUAGCUGCUUUGAGGAUGCAGCUUCUGCUUGCAAUGUCAACAGGUUACAACUAUUUUCAAGAUGAUGAAGGUUUUUUUUCUUUUUUUAAUUCUCGAAUUGGCAUUAUUUGAUUUGGAUGGUCAGUUUAUGUUGAUUGGUAAAACAUUCUUUACAUUUAUAAUCCUAUAGAUUUCUGUAAUAGCAAUUAUUCACGAGUUAAAUACAAGCACAAUACGUUUGAUUUA